GCCGGAGGGGUUGGAGCCCAGAGAGGAGCAUCAGAUGAUAGCAGCGCCGGAGGGGAUGGAGCCCAGAGAGGAGCAUCAGAUGGUAGCAGCGCAGGAGCGGAUGGAGCCCAGAGAGGAGCAUCAGAUACCUAUUCUGACCUCUUCUAGUUCGGAUCCGAAGUAUAAACGGAGGCACUGUAAGAAGUUUUACUGUAAGAAGUUUUACACUGAGGAGGGCUGCCCGUAUGGAGACACGUGUACUUUUCUGCAUGAUGAGCAGUCAAAGGCUCGGGAGAGUGUGGCGAUUAGUCUGUCGCCUACAGUUGGAGGUGGUGGAUAUGACGGUGGACCGAAUGCGUCGAAUCAGAGGCCUUCGAGUUGGAAAACUAGGAUCUGCAACAAGUGGGAGGUAGCUGGGUAUUGUCCGUAUGGCAGCAAGUGUCAUUUUGCUCAUGGGGCCGCAGAACUUCACAGAUAUGGUGGGGGGCUUGUGGAGAUGGAAGGCAGAGAUGCUUCUUCAGUAGCCACAGAUUCGAACCAGGCUGGGGCAUCAACAAGGGCUCCUGCAGACACUGUUGUUGCAUCCAUGACAUCAGUUCCUCAUGCAGAUGUUUAUCACCGGAGAGGUCCUUCACAGAGGUCAACUGUUGUCGGUCAGAGGCAGGGGCUUGGUCAGGGUCAGAGAGUUCGGAAAUCGAAAUGGCCAGACAAGAUCAAAGGGAUAUAUGGCGACUGGAUUGAUGAAAGUGAAUAGACCCAUACGUGCCGAUAUAGCAGGGCAUCUGGAUGGAAAAAUAAUAAGUGUAGUCAUCUCUACUAAUUGCAUGCUGGAACGUAUUGUUGUAGUCUUUAUAUCAUAAUUGCAGUGAUACUGGUCAGCAAUAGAAGGGAAGUGCCUUCACAAGGACUUCAGCGCAAAGAAGGGGAACCCAUAAUCUGUCAUCAUUGAUGGACUAUGGUCGGCUUGUAGUAGACAACGAGGACCUUCUCUAGUGCACGGACUCCUUUGUAAAUUCUACACGGGUCGGGUGAGGAAGGUACUCAGCUAUGCCUUCCACACUUUCGAAAGUUGAU
Phoenix dactylifera (date palm) is the source of this 1053-nucleotide messenger RNA. NCBI's taxonomy places the organism in Eukaryota, Viridiplantae, Streptophyta, Magnoliopsida, Arecales, Arecaceae. The record is from RefSeq and is a predicted model, not a curated record.